AUGGCUCCGAGAGGGAAAGACCUGUCCACAGAUAAAAAGCAGACGAUUGUUUCAAUGUAUAGAAAUGGUUUCAGUGGCCGAAAAAUUGCAGAAAUUAUUGGAAUUAGCCCAAAUACUGUGCAGAAGGUGAUGAAAAGAAAUAAAUUAAGAAAGGGGUUCAGGAGAGAACAGAGGAAGAUCGGUAGGAGAAGAUUGGUGAGUGAAAGGGGGAAUCGUUUGUUAGAAAGAUUGGUAAAAAAGAAUCGACGACAGACUUUGUCUGAUUUAACCAGCAGUUUAAAUGAAUCUUUACCCCAGCAAGUUUCAUGUAGAACAGUUCGACAAAGGUUAAAGGAGCAGUGUUACCACCGAUAUUGUGUUUCCAAGAAAAUUACGAUUUCCAAAAAUAAUCGCCAAUCCCGAAUCUCCUGGUGCCGGACUUAA
Saccostrea cuccullata (small rock oyster) is the source of this 423-nucleotide messenger RNA. RefSeq lists its product as uncharacterized. Lineage: Eukaryota; Metazoa; Mollusca; Bivalvia; Ostreida; Ostreidae. The transcript has a single exon. The coding region runs from base 1 to 423 and encodes 140 amino acids. The record is from RefSeq and is a predicted model, not a curated record. Gene Ontology annotation, biological process: DNA transposition; DNA integration. Gene Ontology annotation, molecular function: DNA binding.